Molecule: messenger RNA, 2764 nt
Organism: Daldinia caldariorum
Lineage: Eukaryota; Fungi; Ascomycota; Sordariomycetes; Xylariales; Hypoxylaceae
Product: DUF663-domain-containing protein
Exons: 2
Coding region: 190-2622 (810 amino acids)
Biological process (GO): maturation of SSU-rRNA from tricistronic rRNA transcript (SSU-rRNA, 5.8S rRNA, LSU-rRNA); ribosome biogenesis; endonucleolytic cleavage of tricistronic rRNA transcript (SSU-rRNA, 5.8S rRNA, LSU-rRNA)
Cellular component (GO): preribosome, small subunit precursor; nucleus
Molecular function (GO): GTP binding; GTPase activity; U3 snoRNA binding
Source: RefSeq, a predicted model, not a curated record
GAUAUCCUUCCUCAAUUGCCCCUCCGCCCCUCCAACCCUCCAACCCUCCAAUAAAUCAAGCCAAUACUACUGGCCCACGGGAACUUCCUUGACGUAGAAUUCGAUUUUCGAAGACAUUUCUCCAACAUAUAAAACCUCUUCAUCCUGGCGUCGUUACCAUUUCGAUUCAAAGCUGGGGGUGACGGGAAAAUGCCGUCCGCAGUAGCCACCCAUUCUCACAGGCCGACUACGAAAGUCGCGCCCAAGUCUUUCAAAUCCAAGAAGGCUACCAAAGGCGCCCUGCGAGACCAGGCGAAAGGCAAAGUACCUAAUGAUAAGGGCCAGCGCAAAACUCCUCACCAGCAAGUCAUGUCUAAAUUCGAUCGUCGCAACCAAGCAAAGCAGCGCCAGCUUGCAAAGCAUAAGGAACACCAAAAAGAGACAUCGGUAUUUACCGGACGGGAUGGCGCGCCGAGAAUAGUCGCUGUAGUACCUCUCUGCGCAGACAUAGACGUCUCCGCGGCCAUCAAGAGUCUCAACAGCAGCCUCGAUAUCGAAUCCGAUGUUUCCGAGUCCAGCUUCCGAGUAUCUGUCGACAGAUUCAAGCAAAAGCUACAAUAUGUACCAGUUACAAGAGACCUUACCGCAUGUAUUGAUGCAGCGAGAGUCGCAGAUUACGUCCUAUUCGUAUUAUCACCAGAGACAGAGGUGGAUGCUUUAGGCGAACUCAUCAUUCGAAGUAUCGAGAACCAAGGCAUGUCCACUCUGUUCACGGCCGUCCAAAAUCUAGACAAGGUCCAACCCGCGAAGGCCCGCCCAGACGUCGUCAAGUCUCUAGUUUCGUUUAUGACACAUUUCCAUCCCGGACAGGAAAAGAUAUAUAACCUCGACUCGAGACAAGAAUCCUCAAAUCUUAUGAGAUCUCUUUGCACGACGACACCGAAGGGAAUUCACUGGAGAGACCAGCGGUCGUGGAUGCUUGUUGAUGAUAUCCGGUGGCCGUCGACCGAAAACGAAUUGGCAGUAUUCACAGGUAUCAUUCGUGGAAAAGGUCUUAAGGCCGAUCGAUUAGUCCAUGUGGGAGAUUGGGGAACCUUCCAAAUUGAGAAAAUCACAGCCGCGCCGCUUCCUACCAAGAGACGGAAGGAUGAUGGAAUGGCUGUAGAGGAAACAGAAGAAGAUAAAGUCUUGGAGACACCAGGCGAGGACCAAGACGAUCUUGCUGAGUUAGCCCCGGAAGAAGUAAUGAUGGAUGACGCAGACAUGGAAGAGAUAAAAGAGCCAGCAAGCAAAAAAGGAGUCUUGUUAGACGACCACCACUAUUUCUCUGAAGAGGAGCCGGAAGCGUAUACAAAGCCGAAGAAACUCCCUAAAGGAACAUCAUCUUACCAAGCAGCCUGGUAUUUAGAUGAUGUGUCGGAUUCCGAGUCGGAGUUGGAUGACCAAGAAAUGGAGGAUGCUCAAGAUGAUAGUAUACCUGCGGCACCGGAGGACGGUAUGGAGGGUUUGGCUAACGCCGAGCCCACCGAGGCCGCUAUGUCGGAGUAUCCUCAAUCAGAGAUGUUUAUCGAACCAGACGAGGAGGAGGAUGCUGCACAGUUAGAAGCAUAUCGUGCCAGGAAACGCGACGAGGUAGAGGAAGACAAAGAGUUUCCGGAUGAGAUCGAGUUACAUCCCAACGUCCUUGCAAGAGAGCGGUUAGCAAAAUACAGAGGAUUGAAGAGUUUACGAACGAGUCCUUGGAAUACGGAGGAAGACCGAGCAUUCCAACCAGAGGAAUGGUCAAGAUUAUUACAAAUAUCAGAUUAUCAGUCCUCUCGAAACCGGUCGAUAAGAGAAGCUCUAGUCGGCGGAGUGGCCCCUGGAACAAGGGUCCAUGUUCACCUACGAAACUUCCCCAGGGACUUAGAGAAGUCAUACAACCCUUCGCGACCCGUUACUCUUUUCUCCCUCUUACGACACGAAAAUAAGAAGACAUCGUUGAACUUCGAUGUCACGCAUAAGGAGGAUUACGAGAAGUCCAUUAAAGCCAAGGAGGAGCUUAUUGUUCAAUGUGGCCCUCGACGAUUUAUCGUCAACCCCCUAUUCUCACUCGCCGGUAACACCGAGAACGACGUCCACAAGUAUUGCCGAUACCUUCACCCAGGUCAAUCUGCUAUCGCGACUUUCAUGGGCCCCAUUACUUGGGGAUCCGUGCCGACAUUGUUCUUCAAGCGAACAAUAUCCGAGGGAGGAGAUGGCCAAACGAGCGUUCCCCUACAAUUAGUAGCCACCGGAACCGCUCGCGCGCCUUCAACCUCUAGAGUUGUCGCCAAACGUGUGAUCUUGACCGGUCACCCUUACCACAUUCACAAGAAGAUCGUCACCAUCCGGUAUAUGUUCUUCAACCGGGAAGACGUGGAAUGGUUCAAGGCAUUGCCUUUGUGGACAAGGAGAGGCAGAAGCGGAUACAUCAAAGAGACUCUUGGUACCCACGGGUACUUCAAGGCUAACUUUGACGGAAGGAUUAACCCACAGGAUGCGGUUGGUGUCAGUUUAUAUAAGCGCGUGUGGCCAAGGAAUGCUAUUCCCUUCACGGGAUCUCUUUUGGAAGAAGGGGCGUCGCAAGGACAGGACGAGGCUAUGGACGAGGACAUUCUAUAGAUACCAGGGCAAUACAAAGGUCGUAGGCGACCUGUAUAUAACAUAAGUUUUUUUGUUUAGUCCAAUAAGGGGGGCAUUUCACGGAGCCUUUAUUAGAUCUCAAAAUCAUAUCAUGUGGGUUAUUAUGAGAGAAAUGAGAAAC